This is a messenger RNA of Durusdinium trenchii, 540 nucleotides long. The record is from the annotation of a GenBank genome assembly. Lineage: Eukaryota; Dinophyceae; Suessiales; Symbiodiniaceae.
AUGCGGUUGCCAUUGGACACAUUGGACACAUUCAGGCUGUGUUGCUGUCAAUUCGUAGAAUCAGGUUUGGUCGUGACGCUCUCUGUGGCCUUCGUGGCCAUUGCGUGUCUUUUGCCUCUCUCCGAAAGCUCCAAACAGUACACUGUGGGGCUUACGGCAUACUUCAGCAUGGACCUUUUGAAAGCCUCUCAUGGCCCAGUCUUGCUUUUGUGUAUGGAGUACAUGUCUGUCAGUCUUCUAGGGUCUGCUUGUGCCCUCUUCGUGUACUCUGUGCCACUGCCAGGUUUGCAUGACACAAGAGCUUUGAAAAGCUCUGCAGCGGCCUUCACCGAGAUUGCAGAGGGCUGUGCCGAGGUGGUUAAGGAAGCUGCAGAAGCCUUCCUUUGUACUGGAGGGGAUGCUUGGCGUGCUCUUGCCCAGCAGCGUCUGACCAAUCUCACAGUGACGCUCUCGGAGGCCAAAAGCAUCGCUGGCUAUGAGAACCUUUCGCCGCUGGCGGCGUGGCGAAGCCUCCGAAGCUCUGCGGCGUCGGCCAGGUGA